CUAAUGCUGCGUUGCCUUCAAAGUUUCAAGGGAACUGCUACCCUUCAGUUGUCCAAUAAGUGUCAGCUGAAGGAAAAGCGAAGAGAGGACGUUCGUGUUUAACCUUAUCUCUUUUACUUUCGCUAAGAUGGAAGAAAUAUAAACAUGAGGACGUGAAAUGUAUGCUAACAGUUCGCUAACCAGCUUGGGCAGUUAGAAUGGUCAAGCUUUGCCGAGAAAAGGGCGGAAAAUUACCUUUGUUGCCUGGCGCGAGGAACCAGUGUGAAAGAAGAAUAGAUUUACAUUGCGCGUUCUAGUUCAACGUAUUUCUGGAAUCGCUCAGCCUGGAGAGGCUCUCGUCAAGUCAUGUCUUUUGAAUUUCGAAUAUUGAUGUAUGGAAUCGGGACUGUCCUUGUUAUUUUUGUCAUUAUAUCCGAAAUAUCCGAAGUAGAAGAAGAAAUCGCGAACAUUGAGGAUUCACAGAAAUAUCCCUUUAAAAGCUUUGUCCUUCAGUCCAACAGAAAUUCGGUCCUGAAUGCUAUUCCUACAUCCCUUGUCAGCUACAGCAAAGGCAUUGUCUCUUCCUCUCCAGCCACACUGCCACGAAUAAAAAGCAAAACCAGCAAUUUGUCCUCACCUGAAUGGACUUUUAACAGAACCUUAUCUAACCUCAUCAGGAAAAACAUUUUGAGGUUCCUGGAUGCUGAGAGGGACAUCUCAAUUCUUAAGAGCACCUUUAAACCCGGUGAUGUCAUUCAUUAUAUUUUUGACCGCCAGAGCACCACAAAUAUCUCUGAGAACCUCUACCACCUCCUGCCGACAGUGUCCCCCAUGAAGAACCAGCAUCAUAAACAAUGUGCCAUCGUAGGGAAUUCUGGAAUAUUACUUAAUAGCAGCUGUGGUCGAGAGAUUGAUGCGCAUGACUUUGUCAUCAGGUGUAACCUGGCUCCAGUGGAAGAGUAUGCUGCUGAUGUGGGCUUGCGCACCAGUCUGGUGACCAUGAACCCUUCUGUGGUGCAGCGUGCCUUUCAAGACUUGAACAGUGAGGAGUGGAUACAGCGCUUCGUCCACAGGCUGCAGAGCCUCAGUGGAAGUGUGCUGUGGAUCCCUGCCUUCAUGGCCAAAGGAGGAGAGGAGAGAGUGGAGUGGGCCAUCCGCCUCAUUCUUUUACAUACUGUCAAUGUCCGCACUGCCUUCCCCUCCCUGCGCCUGCUCCAUGCCGUCCGAGGGUACUGGCUGACCAAUCACGUCCAGAUCAAGAGACCUACCACUGGACUCCUGAUGUAUACCAUGGCCACACGCUUUUGUGAUGAGAUCCACCUAUAUGGCUUCUGGCCUUUUGCGAAUGAUCCUAAUGGCAAACCAGUCAAAUAUCACUAUUACGACAAGCUAACUUACCAAUACACAUCUAGUGCCAGUCCCCACACAAUGCCUCUGGAAUAUCAGACUUUAAGUGCUCUUCACAGACAGGGGGCACUGCGACUGCACACAGGACCAUGUAAACCUCCAACAUGAGCUGUGCUUUAACAGCCUCUGAUGAUUCUCAUUUGAAGUGGUUAGCUGUGCCAUACACUGGAAAAAUAAAACUGUGGAAGAUAGAUUUUACAAAUAGCGACAGAUGCUGUAAAGAAUUUAGCUAGCCUGAAUAUGUCAGGGGAACAUCUGACUUAUGACCAAAUGUGAGAAUGCAAUACAUGGACGUGUGUGUGUGUGUGUGUGUGUGUGUGUGUGUGUGUGUGUGUGUGUGUGUGUGUGUGUCCAUCAAAAGGAAAGCAAUUUUUGGUACCCAAGGAAGGUUAUUUAAAUAUUUUCUUGUUCAUCACUUAUUAGUUACAUCCCAUAACAAAUAUCUUAAAUCAAAAACAAACAAAAAAAUAUUGUUAUUUUAAGUGGGUACUUUGAAUGUCUUUAAAAUGUUCAGCCUAUAAAGAUAGCCUUAGCCUUUUGGGACUGUUUUGAGUUAAGAAUGCCUUUUGUUUUCUUUGUUGCCUUUCUAGUUGCCUUUUUAUGUGUUUGUUUGUUAUACCCAUAGACAGCAUGACUGCAUUGACAGUCACACAAUGCUGUGCUUGUAGUACAAGGUACAAUUUAGACCUAUAUUUUAGCAAUAACAAAACAUUUAAAUUGUUGAAAAAUGCGUUUCACACAUUUGUUUUUACAAUAAUUUAGUGCCUGAAGUCAGGGCCACAAAGGUCCUCUAUGGUUUAGCUUACUCAUUGUUACCCAUAGAAAUUUUGUCCCCGGCCCUGUGAAUUUAAGGGACAGCCCUGCCUGAAGUAGGGAAAUUUUUUUUUGCUAAUGACACUUGAUAAAGUUGCCUUAGAAAGAUAUAGUGAGUAGCGUCGUGACCAUUAGCAGGUGUCAAAUUUACUCUGUUCCUACAGAAGAAGUUGUCUUAUGUUCUAAAGCUCUGAAAUGUUAUUGUUCAGUAAUACUUGUGUUAGGGCAAUAUGUACUACAACCCUCUAAACAUUUUUGGUGUUUGGUGCUGGGUUUUAAGAUGUUUGUACAGUAAAGGCAGCUAUCACAGUGAAUGGAGCCGCAAAGUAAAUGCUAAUAACUAUUUGGAAGACAAAUUCAGAACACUCCCAGCUGUUCACACACUCGUGUGUACUCAAGGAUGGUCAACUGGAAACAGCGUUUGGGUACGUUGACUAUGUAAACUUAAAAAUGUGUUGAAGCCACACAGUAUCUUUUUUAGAUAACAAAAAGUGGCUUUUUGGGUGGGGGCAGGGGAUGAAAUGUUUUGCUUUUCUUUUGUAUGUGACAUACAGUACUUGUUUAAGUGAAUGUAUUUGUGAUAAUUUAUGAGUAAAGAACGUAGUGCUGUACUCAUUUGCCCAAUGUGUUUAAAAAAAUAACAUUCAUCCCACAGGUUUUUCGAAUGAUAGCUUUUUAAUUUCAUUACAUUUGCUUUGAGGUCUGGAAUGACUGAAUAUUUCUUAGAAGUUGGGCAUAUUUGUUUCUGGAGGGAGUGGAGAAAAACGUUUUACAGUUAACUGAAAUUAGUUCAAAUAUUUGAAAUGUGUUUUCUGCAUACAUUAGCCCAGUAAGAGCCACUUGUUUGUUUUAAGCCAUGACCUGUCUGUAAAAGUGUUUUAAACAUGAAGUCUACACUACAUGUUGCUCUUAUUAUGUCUCCAGUUAAGUUAAAAAUACAUCAUUUUCUUACCACAGACGUCAGCAGGCCAUCCGGCAUAAUGAAAGUAUUUAUCUGUUAAAGCAUCCCUGUGUUUUGGAAAAAAUAGAAACGUUCAGUAACCAAUAUGACUAAAACUAAUUACGAUGACUGCAGGUCAGAGCAUGGAGGACAUUCUGAUAAGAGUGUCUGUUUUUUGCUUUUAGGAAAAGGGGAAUCUUUUUGUUUCUGUUUUUUUUUUUUUUUUUUUUGAAGGACACAAUUAACUGUACACUCCAAAAAGCUCUUAUAGUGCAUUUGUUUCGGUAUAUCUGAGAGCUGCUUUUGUGUGUGUGGAAGGACUGAAACAAGAGUAUAAUUUCUAGUUGUCUUGUUCCUGAGUACUUAAUGCAUAUUUUCAGUUGGACACUGGAUCUGUUACACAAAAACACUCUGAGCAAAGGCAACUUAAAGGAAAGUGAUAAGGCUUAGAGGAACAUUUGGGCUAUAAAGAAAAUGGGAGACAGAAAAUGCCAUGACAUUAAUCCAGCUGGGGAAAAGCAAAAUAAUUUAUGAUCUGAAUCUUAUAAGUGCAUUUCAGCAGAUAUUUUCUGAGAAAGAUGUGGUGUGGUGUAUAGUCAGGCUAAUUUCUGGAAUUGAGGCAGGGUUUACAGGCUUGUGGGUAACCAAUGCCUGAGGGGUACAGCUCAACCCUUAGCAGGAUUUCAGUUUUUCAAAUGUUGUUUUUACAAAACUUUGACACAGAGGAAAAUUCUUUAAAAAAAAAAGCCCUUUCAAGUUUGGCAAAAAAAAGAAUUUGCAAUUUUCUGUGGUGGUGCCUCACAAGAUAGUUUUCAUUUAGAGGGGAAAAGCAACAAAGGAUGGUGGGUUAAUUUAACACAAAAGUUCCACAUAAAC
Molecule: messenger RNA, 4015 nt
Organism: Xyrauchen texanus (razorback sucker)
Lineage: Eukaryota; Metazoa; Chordata; Actinopteri; Cypriniformes; Catostomidae
Product: alpha-2,8-sialyltransferase 8B-like
Exons: 6
Coding region: 346-1494 (382 amino acids)
Biological process (GO): N-glycan processing; oligosaccharide metabolic process
Molecular function (GO): alpha-N-acetylneuraminate alpha-2,8-sialyltransferase activity
Source: RefSeq, a predicted model, not a curated record